Messenger RNA from Patiria miniata (bat star), 768 nucleotides. RefSeq names its product extensin-like. NCBI's taxonomy places the organism in Eukaryota, Metazoa, Echinodermata, Asteroidea, Valvatida, Asterinidae. Bases 1 to 768 code for a protein of 255 amino acids. The transcript has 2 exons. The record is from RefSeq and is a predicted model, not a curated record.
AUGAAUUCCCACCAACCCCCCACCCCACCCCCCUCUCUACCCCACACCCCUAUCUACCCAACACCCCUACCCCCUCCCUACCCAACACCUCUACCCAACACCCCUACCCCCUCUCUACCCAAAACCCCUACUCCCUCCCUACCCAACACCCCUACCCCCUCCCUACCCAAAACCCCUACUCCCUCCCUACCCAACACCCCUACCCUCUCUACCCAACACCCCUACCUACCCUACACCCCUACCCUCUCUACCCAACACCCCUACCCCUCUCUACCAACACCCCUACCCCCUCCCUACCCAACAUCCCUACCCUCUCUACCCAAAACCCCUACUCCCUCCCUACCCAACACCCCUACCCCCUCCCUACCCAAAACCCCUACUCCCUCCCUACCCAACACCCCUACCCUCUCUACCCAACAUCCCUCCCUACCCAACACCCCUACCCUCUCUACCCAACACCCCUACCUACCCUACACCCCUACCAACUGUACCCACACCCCUACCCCCUCUCUACCCAACACACCUACCCCUUUUCUACCCAAAACCCUACUCCCUCCCUACCCAACACCCCUACCCUCUCUACCCGACACCCCUACCUACCCUUCACCCCUACCCUCUGUACCCAACACCCCUACCCCCUCUCUACCCAACACCCCUACCCCCUCUGCCCAACACCCCUAUUCCCCUCUGUACCAUUCGCCACACCCCUACCCCCUAUACCCCACCCCCCUACCCACCCUCUGUGACUCCCCAGCCUCAUCCUCAUGA